AUGUCCUCAGAAAAUCAGAGAAUAUGCAAUCGACUACGUGAAGAUCGCGUCCACGGAUUAUCCAACAACCACGGUUUAUCACAGCGAACGCUAUCCCACCUACACGACAUGUGGGUUAUUGGAACAAAUGAAGUAGACAGUGAUAUGGCUGCUGUUUUGAAUCUUGGGCCAUCAUUUGCAAUAACACCGAAGCGCUUUGUGGAGUCCAUCAGUUUGCGUAUCAACUACGCUUGGAGGACACAUCGUGGACCAACUGUGCUCAAUCAACAUGAGACGCUAAUGUCGUUGAUGCCAUUCAAAGGAAAAUCCAUAAAAAUACCUCCAUCUUCACGCGACAUCGAUGCGAAAAUAGCAAAUUUAGAACACAACAUUCAAAGAAUCUACCGGAGCGCAAUGAGUGAGCCUUAUCACAGUAACUUGACACCAGCAGAGCGAAAAGGGCUGAAGAAGUUACUGGACGCGAAAACCACAUUAAGGUACACUGUGGGAGACAAAUGCGGCUCUUUUGUAGUGAUGCCUCAAACGAUGGAUAAGGCUAUAGCCGUUCGAGUGCUUUCGGAUACAUCUGUAUAUGAAGAAAGUACUUAUGCAGCGUUCGAAUCGGUAUGUAGAAGAGUUAAAAGUGCUACAACGUCGAUAGUGAAGAAACAUCUGAGUUCGGAAAUGGCAAAACGAUUGCAUGGUAUGGUUCCAGUAGUGCCAACGCUAUAUAACUUGGUGAAGACGCAUAAAAUUCCAUCAACGGCUGACACAAUGUCCCUGCAGCUUAACGAA
Molecule: messenger RNA, 774 nt
Organism: Ostertagia ostertagi
Lineage: Eukaryota; Metazoa; Nematoda; Chromadorea; Rhabditida; Trichostrongylidae
Source: the annotation of a GenBank genome assembly